AUGGCUCCUCCCGAAUCACCCAAGAUCAGUGUUGCUACCAAAUGCGUUAUGGACGAUGACACUCCGCCAUGUAAACGUUGCGCGGAACGAGGCCUGGAAUGCUCCCCGAACAAGUCCAUUCAGGAUAUCGUGGUAGAGCAGGCGAGAUGGAAUUCUCAGAUGAACAAAUACUUUUCACACCUCCAAACAGCUCUAAAUGAAGCUAGGGCAGCAUUGUCUCUUCCUCCAGUAUCUGCGGUGGACGAACUUGGCAUCAAGGAGGAAGAUGGGAAGGCCUCUCAGCGUGAACACGCCGAUGAACAAUCGAAUUCACUAGAGGUUACCAUAGAGCAGGACACGCUCGCCUCCGCUCCAAUGCGCUCCCUUUACGAAGUCACAAAGUCCAGCGAAGUGCACGAAGGGACGGCUCAAUUUUCUGGCUUGGUCAUGGAGCCGGAUUUUGUCUCGCGCGGGAUAAUCACCGAAGCAGAGGCAGGUCAACUCACCAAGACUUAUUUGACCCGGCUAGACCACUUUUUCUACGAUCAUUUACAGAAGUAUGCAGACAUUGGCGAGGUCCGAAAGACAUCCACGCUACUUGCAUUAACCCUAUGCACGGUUGCAGCUUUACAUGACCCGUUAGGCACAGAGGUAUACGAUAAGUUGAGCAGAGAAUUGCGUAGUGUGACAUCCUCACUCAUGUUCCGGAGCCACCUGGGGGUGGAGGAUAUCAAAGCUCUAUGUAUGGGCUCUUACUGGCUAGGAAAUCUGACCUGGGUACUGUCUGGCCUUGUCCUGAGAAAAGCAAUCGGCAUGCAGUACCACACGGCACAUAUGAACCAACCACAGACCGACAAAGAAGGCUUUGGCAAGUCACAGAUGUGGCUAUUAAUAUUCCUGGCCAACGAGCAAAUAUCAAUACUCCAUGGCUCCCCAGCUUGUGGUGUAGAACCCGGAUAUAUCAACUGGAAAAACCAUCUAGCAUCCCCGUUUUCUGGGGAGAUCGACCUUAGGCUUAUCAGCCAUAUCGACCUCCUUUUGCUUCUGGGAAAGGUACGGCAGACCUAUGGGGUAGAUGCAAUGAAAGCAGUUCCGCUAUCACUUAUCCCCCAGCUGCGGGACUACCUUGCACAGUUAGAUAGAUGGUCACAAACGUGGACAGGAAGACUGGCACGGAAUAAAUGGCUUGGGAACUUCCCCUCACAGGCUGUUAAACUCCAUUUCCGAUUUGCAAAAUUCUUCAUAUGCUCUCAUGCGUUUCGAGGGUUAAAUGUGGAAUCUGCUUCCAUCCCCCUUGCCCCAGAACUACAGGACAUUGCAGCAUGUGCUGUUACGACCGCCAUAUCUAUUUUGGAACUACUGAUUGAAUCUGAUGAGAUACGUGCAUACCUUGUUGGAAUCCCUCAUUAUUUCCAUACCAUGUUUGCGUUUGCUGCCGUUUUCCUGCUCAAAGUUGCGACCCGUAACAGGCAGCAUGUCCAUGUUGACACGCAAUUGGUGUUUCGGACCAGUCGGCGGGUCUUGGAAGUGUUUCAACAUUGCCCUUGCGCAAAACAGCAUCUAGUGCAUCGCAUCGCGCAGGGGCUUAAAGAAAUGAUCGAACGGUGCGAGGGGCAAAUCACAACUGAAAGCUCCGGCCACUCCGUAACCAAAGCACUAAACAGGGAGCCGCAUAUACCGACAUCUAUGGCGCCUCCACCGGCAACAUCUAACCCUGAGAUAGCUUCUCAAGAAAUGCUUUCGUGGUUUAACUUAGAGAACUUUGACUUCCUAUCUAUGUCACCACCCACCUGGAAUACGGAGUUUUAG
This is a messenger RNA of Microsporum canis CBS 113480, 1788 nucleotides long. RefSeq lists its product as hypothetical. Gene Ontology annotation, biological process: regulation of DNA-templated transcription. The coding region runs from base 1 to 1788 and encodes 595 amino acids. NCBI's taxonomy places the organism in Eukaryota, Fungi, Ascomycota, Eurotiomycetes, Onygenales, Arthrodermataceae. Gene Ontology annotation, molecular function: transcription cis-regulatory region binding; zinc ion binding; DNA-binding transcription factor activity, RNA polymerase II-specific. The transcript has 3 exons. The record is from RefSeq and is a predicted model, not a curated record. Gene Ontology annotation, cellular component: nucleus.